CAGAACGUUUUUCAGGAUUAAAAACUCCUAUGAACAAACGGAGCAACGUUUCUUUCUCUGUGCACCGUCAACGUCAUAUAACAAUGGAUAAAGACGAACAAAAACCUAGAAUAGGUUUCCCAACCAUUCCGCUAUGCACCCAUUCAAUCCCUAAGUAUAAGAUCCCAGUCGCUUUCCAGUCCCCCACGGUUUCUUUGCGUCUUCAAUCAAUAACAAGAGGAGGUAUAGGGGUAUAUAUUAAUAACAUUACUCAUACUGAGAAAUACGCACGCCUUUAACUGUGUACAUAGAAACUCUUCAUACUGUCCAGCAAUCAGUCUAUUGAUAUAGUGGAAACGAGCGACAUUGUGGAAGGAUUCAUUAUGAUCUCCUUCUGGUCCUUGUCUGCCUUAAUUUUGAUGUCUCAGCGAAUAAUUGUUUUGGCUGGUGAAACACAUGUAAAGAAAGGACUCUUUGGAGUAGAGCAAGGUAAAGUAUUACAAGGUCACGUGUUUGAAAAACAUCACGUGACAUCCAGCAUGCAAUGCAGCUUUCUGUGUACCAAACAUCAGUCGUGCUUUUCUUACAACUACAAAGAUGCUGGUAGCUUGGAUUUGUGUGAGCUGAACAACGCUACCAGGAAGACAGAUCCUGGUUCUUAUCAAGAUGAUGCAGAAUACAAGCACUAUUACGAUCUGCAAACAGAGACUUCAAGAUCGUGUGUGGAUUACCUUCGAAACGGAGCAACAGAAAAUGGUAUCUACACUAUCACAGACGUCAGUGGGGAUUCCUAUCCAGUCUGGUGUGACCUCACUUCUGAACCGCGUUCUGCAUGGACUCUAAUCUUAUCAUUGGCCCUUAAAAACAGACACACAAGCAUAGCCUGCAGACGAUCUCUGAGUGUCAAUUUACCCGCUAAUGAAAACUCGCCAAACUGGGAAGCCUAUCGACUAUCAAUGAAUCGAAUGAAGCUGCUCGSCAGCCAGUCAACGCACUGGAGAGCAACGACAGGAUUCAACAUCUAUGGUAUUGAUUACACCGACUAUAUUCGUGGAAAACUGUCAGACUUUGAUAUCCUGAAAGACAUAGGUGAUGGAACAUGCAAGACAGUUGAAUAUGUCAACAUUCGAGGUCACAAGGCAACAGCAAUUCAGGUUCCUUUUUGGCAAAGAGAUGGAACUUUCUUCCUUCAUAUUGACUCCAGUUACACGACAUGUACCUUUAAAGCGAAUGUUGGGUCUGUUAGUAGCGAGAAUGAUUUCGGUUUUUAUUGCGAGAGUGAUGCUUCCAUCAAUCACAACUUCAGAGGAUCGAAAGACGAAGACAGCACGUCAGAGUGGUGGCUCGGAGGACACUUGUAGGCGAGACGGUCGCCAUAACAGCAUACGCAACUAAAAACUGCCUGAAAACUUUAACAUUCACGAUCUCUAGCUUGUAUCAUAUAGAACAUUUAGAUGGCGGCUAUGACGUCACAUGCACAAAGCCAAAAAACAUUGCCGCCGUUGGUUGAUAUAACAAAAGGAACCAACACCCAUAGUCAACUAUCAUGGCGGCUAUGACGUCACAAAGUUUUA
This is a messenger RNA of Actinia tenebrosa (Australian red waratah sea anemone), 1553 nucleotides long. RefSeq lists its product as uncharacterized. The record is from RefSeq and is a predicted model, not a curated record. Lineage: Eukaryota; Metazoa; Cnidaria; Anthozoa; Actiniaria; Actiniidae. Gene Ontology annotation, molecular function: oligosaccharide binding.